Messenger RNA from Bipolaris victoriae FI3, 552 nucleotides. RefSeq lists its product as hypothetical. The record is from RefSeq and is a predicted model, not a curated record. The transcript has a single exon. Lineage: Eukaryota; Fungi; Ascomycota; Dothideomycetes; Pleosporales; Pleosporaceae. Bases 1 to 552 code for a protein of 183 amino acids.
AUGACUAGGGGGGGGGGGGUCCGAGGAUGCAGGCAACCUUUUGUUGAAGAAGGAGAAAUUGUUUUUGUGUCGCGGCCUGGUAGCGUGCCUUCGGCUCCUGAGAGUCUGGAAGAGGCUCAACACGCCCUGUGUGCUCGGGUUUGCCGUCGGGGACGUGGUAGCCUUCUCCGGUCCGUCGCGACAAGUGGUCUUUGCGUGGGCUCAACAUCCGAACAGUCUAACCCUGCGCAAGAGAGCGGCAGGCCUGGGCUAGCUCAAGACGGGACGAGAUGCGAAGAGAGCAGGCAGCUUGCAUGCGAGGCGGACGCAAAGCGAAAGGGAGCCGCAAGCGGUGCAAGGCUCAAUGUUUUGAGGCGACCUGUUGCGGGUAUCGAUGUCCAAGUGCUCGGAUCUCGGAAUAGUUCACCAGGCCCUUGCGGAGAGCAGGCAUGCGAGAGCAAGCGAGCAAGAAAAAGGUGGACUGUGAGUGGUGUGAUCGGAUUUGGCACUAGCGCCAUGUCACACGACGAGCGCUUGACAGUCGUCGCACCUGCGCCUCUGUCGAUGACCUAA